This is a messenger RNA of Synchiropus splendidus (mandarinfish), 1519 nucleotides long. It is a transcript of the gene gfi1ab, whose product is annotated as growth factor independent 1A transcription repressor b. The transcript has 5 exons. Gene Ontology annotation, cellular component: nucleus. Bases 72 to 1277 code for a protein of 401 amino acids. Gene Ontology annotation, biological process: regulation of transcription by RNA polymerase II. The record is from RefSeq and is a predicted model, not a curated record. Lineage: Eukaryota; Metazoa; Chordata; Actinopteri; Syngnathiformes; Callionymidae. Gene Ontology annotation, molecular function: RNA polymerase II cis-regulatory region sequence-specific DNA binding; DNA-binding transcription factor activity.
UCCCGUAGAAGGAUUCUUCUUCUUCUUCUUUUUCUUGUUUGACGGAAGACUUUUGGGAUUCCAAGUCCGAGAUGCCUCGAUCUUUCCUUGUGAAGAGCAAGAAGGCGCACAGUUACCACCAGCCCCGAAGUGUGGAGGACGACUACAGCAGCCUGGAUCGGCUUCUGGCGCACAUCUGCGCAGAGCCAGAAAAGACGGCGGAGGACUCGGACGUGUCCGUGGACAGGCUCGCCUUCUCACCGGAAUCUCAGCUGCUGGACCCCGUGGACUUCUCCCCGAAGUCUCCCCUCAGCUGCGGCGACAGUCUGUGCGGUCGCUCUCCAGAAUAUGACGACUUCUGGAGGCCGCUGUCUCCCUCCGCGUCACCAGCAGACUCGGACAAGUCCAUGUCCCCGGUGGCGGAUGAGAACCAGGCCUUCACAGUGCCUUUCCGGCCAUACGCCUGGAGCAGCUACCCCAGCCCCAGCCUGAGACCUCUGCUGCAGCACAGCCACUAUCCCGGCGUGGACGUGGGUCGUGGCCCCGCGGCCGUGGACUACUAUGGCGACAGGAACGGACACGCGGGCCUCUACUCGGAGGACACGUACCGGAGACACGCGGCCGCCCUGCUGUUCCAGGAGUCGGGCCUUCACCGAGAAACCCACGAAGGGAAGAGCCAGACGGAGCUGAUGUGUUCCAGUCUCAUUCUGAACGGAGCUUACAAGUGUGUCAAGUGCAGCAAGGUAUUUUCAACCCCACAUGGUUUGGAGGUCCACGUCCGAAGAUCCCACAGUGGCACCAGGCCGUUUGCGUGUGAAAUCUGUGGCAAGACAUUCGGCCACGCAGUCAGUCUGGAGCAGCAUAAAGCUGUGCACUCACAGGUGACUGGGCCACCGCCACAACUGGUAGAUGUGAUGGAUUCAAAAGCUGACUGCUGUUUAUUUGCUCCUCAGGAGAGAAGUUUCGACUGCAAAAUAUGCGGCAAAAGCUUCAAGAGGUCAUCGACGCUAUCCACACACCUGCUGAUCCACUCGGACACGCGGCCGUACCCCUGCCAGUACUGCGGGAAGAGGUUCCACCAGAAGUCAGACAUGAAGAAGCACACGUUUAUACACACAGGUGAGAAGCCACACAAAUGUCAAGUGUGUGGGAAAGCGUUCAGCCAGAGCUCCAACCUGAUCACACACAGCAGGAAACACACCGGCUACAAACCUUUCGGCUGUGAACUGUGCGGGAAGGGCUUCCAGAGGAAAGUGGACCUACGGAGACACAAAGAGACGCAACAUGGACUCAAAUGACAGAUCUGAAGAAGUUUUUAUCAGAGGUUGCUGAAGCCUUCACGUGUCGGAAGUGUACCUAAAAAAUGUAUUUAUUAUUUAUUUUCUGAUGAAUAAAGUAACGUUUUGCAGUGUUACGACACUAUAAUAGUCAUUUAACUGUGUAUGCAAAGAUAAGCUUGAGAAAACAUAGACAACGCUUCAGAUCUCUCCGAGCUAUUUUGUUGGCAGUUGGAUGAAGAUGGAGGCAAAACAGAGAUUUA